ACACAUACAACAUUUGGGAUACACGUUCGUCGGGUAGAAAAUUAGGCAAAAAAUUUUUUUACAAUAUUUAUAAAGUACGGCAAAUUCCAAAUCACAUUGCAUGCACGUGCAUUUAGCGUCCGCUGGUACUGCUCAUCAUUCCGGGCUUAUGCAAGUGUCAAAAAGGCCCAAGCAACGUCGUGUUCGAGUCGCUGACUUUAUAACCACAAAAUUUUCUCUGCCCAAUUUUCGCGACGGCAACGACGACUAAGAAAAUCUGAGAACGCGCUAUAUCUAAAAGUUGGAGUUGGUGCAUGUGGCUUCGUCAUCGUGGUUUCUUUUACUUUAUGCUCAAUUGAAGUAAAUCGUAACAAUAAACAACAGAGCUCGAUUUCGCAAACAACCAUUACCACGUAAACAGCUGUACGCGAUUUGCUUUUCUUAUUCUGAAUUAAUCGAAAUCUUUACUUAACAUAAGCCCAGUCGAAAGCAAUUUAAAAAACAUUCAUUAUAAAGAGUACCUGGGACUAAGUGAAAAUGUCUGCCGAACGCGAAAUACCCGCUGAGGACAGCAUCAAAGUCGUCUGUCGUUUUCGUCCUUUGAACGACAGCGAGGAGAAGGCCGGCUCCAAAUUUGUAGUGAAAUUUCCAAAUAGUGCGGAGGAGAAUUGCAUAUCCAUUGCGGGCAAGGUGUAUCUAUUCGACAAAGUCUUCAAGCCGAACGCCUCGCAGGAGAAGGUAUACAAUGAAGCCGCCAAGUCCAUUGUCACAGACGUCCUGGCCGGUUACAAUGGCACGAUAUUUGCCUACGGUCAGACAUCGUCCGGAAAAACGCACACAAUGGAGGGCGUCAUUGGUGACUCGGUGAAGCAGGGCAUAAUUCCGCGUAUUGUCAACGACAUCUUCAACCACAUCUAUACGAUGGAAGUGAACCUUGAAUUCCACAUAAAGGUUUCAUACUAUGAAAUCUAUAUGGACAAAAUUCGAGAUUUACUUGAUGUGUCCAAAAUAAAUUUGAGCGUGCACGAGGACAAGAACAGGGUGCCGUACGUAAAAGGUGCAACAGAACGUUUCGUCUCUUCACCUGAAGAUGUUUUUGAGGUAAUCGAAGAGGGAAAAUCCAAUCGACACAUUGCAGUUACAAACAUGAACGAACACUCUUCGCGCUCUCAUUCAGUAUUCCUUAUCAACGUGAAGCAGGAGAACUUGGAGAAUCAAAAGAAAUUGUCUGGCAAAUUAUAUUUGGUCGAUUUGGCAGGUUCGGAAAAAGUUUCAAAGACAGGAGCCGAGGGCACGGUGUUGGACGAGGCAAAGAACAUAAACAAAUCGUUGUCAGCGCUGGGCAACGUCAUCUCGGCUCUGGCUGAUGGCAAUAAAACGCACAUACCAUAUCGUGACUCAAAGCUGACGCGCAUUCUUCAGGAGUCGCUUGGUGGCAACGCACGCACAACAAUCGUUAUUUGCUGCUCACCAGCUAGUUUCAAUGAGUCGGAGACGAAAUCAACGCUGGAGUUCGGUCGUCGUGCGAAGACAGUCAAGAAUGUGGUAUGCGUGAACGAGGAGCUCACCGCCGAAGAGUGGAAACGUCGCUACGAAAAAGAGAAGGAGAAGAAUGCACGCCUUAAGGGUAAAGUGGAAAAGCUAGAGCUGGAAUUGGCUCGUUGGCGUGCCGGCGAAACGGUUAAGGCAGAGGAGCAAAUCAAUAUGGAGGAUCUCAUGGAGGCCAGCACGCCCAAUCUUGAAGUUGAAGCGCCGCAGGCGGCCAAUGCAGCAGCUGCCGCCGCUGCAGCAAAUCGAACGGCUAUUGCCAAUAUGUCGGCCUCAGUGGCUGCCGACGAACGUGCUCGACUUGCCACAGAAUGCGAGCGUUUGUAUCAGCAGUUGGAUGACAAGGACGAGGAAAUUAACCAGCAGAGUCAGUAUGCUGAGCAGCUUAAAGAACAGGUGAUGGAACAGGAGGAGCUGAUUGCCAAUGCUCGUCGCGAAUAUGAAGCUUUGCAAUCAGAAAUGGCGCGCAUACAGCAGGAGAACGAGUCCGCAAAGGAAGAGGUCAAGGAAGUGCUGCAGGCACUCGAGGAACUGGCUGUCAACUACGAUCAAAAAUCUCAAGAAAUAGAUAACAAGAACAAGGAUAUCGAUGCGCUAAACGAGGAGGUGCAACAAAAACAGACCCUGCUUAACACAACGUCAACCGAGUUGCAGCAACUAAAGGACAUGUCAACACACCAGAAGAAGCGGAUUACAGAGAUGUUGACCAAUUUGCUACGUGAUCUCGGCGAGGUAGGACAGGCAAUAGCGCCCGGUGACAGUGCAAUCGAUCUAAAGAUGAGCGCCUUGGCGGGCACCGAUUCGAGCAAGGUGGAGGAGGACUUCACCAUGGCUCGCCUCUACAUAAGCAAGAUGAAGACAGAGGCGAAAAACAUUGCACAGCGCUGUGCUAAUAUGGAGUCCCUCCAAGUAGACUCCAACAAAAAGAUUUCCGAAUAUGAGAAAGAUUUGGGUGAGUACCGUCUGCUGAUAUCACAGCAUGAGGCGCGUAUGAAGUCCCUGCAGGAAUCGAUGCGAGAGGCCGAAAAUAAGAAGCGCACACUAGAAGAACAAAUCGACUCGUUGCGCGAGGAGUGCGCCAAGCUGAAAGCUGCCGAGCAUGUGUCCGCAGUAAAUGCCGAGGAGAAACAGCGUGCCGAGGAACUGCGAUCCAUGUUCGAUUCGCAGAUGGACGAACUGCGCGAAGCACAUACCAAACAGGUGUCGGAGCUGCGCGAUGAAAUUGUCGCUAAGCAACAUGAAAUGAACGAGAUGAAGGACGUGCACCAGAAGCUGCUCCUGGCGCAUCAACAAAUGACCGUCGACUACGAGAAGGUGAAACAGGAAGAGGCUGAGAAAUCGAACAAACUGCAAGACAUCAUUAUGACCAACGAGCGGCGCGAACAGGCCCGCAAAGACCUCAAGGGCCUGGAAGAUACCGUGGCCAAGGAGUUGCAAACGUUACACAAUCUGCGCAAACUUUUCGUGCAAGAUCUACAGCAACGCAUACGGAAAAACGUUGUGAAUGAGGAAAGCGAGGAGGAUGGUGGUUCUUUAGCGCAGAAGCAGAAGAUUUCCUUCCUUGAAAACAAUCUCGAUCAGCUAACAAAGGUGCAUAAGCAGCUGGUGCGGGACAAUGCCGAUUUGCGCUGUGAGCUGCCCAAGCUGGAGAAACGACUGCGCACGACCAUGGAACGUGUCAAAGCGCUGGAGACUGCGCUCAAAGAGGCGAAGGAAGGCGCCAUGCGGGAUCGUAAGCGAUAUCAGUAUGAGGUUGAUCGCAUCAAGGAGGCUGUCAGACAAAAGCAUCUCGGCCGUCGUGGUCCCCAGGCACAAAUUGCAAAACCCAUUCGGGCUGGCCAGGGCGCCAUCGCUAUUAGGGGUGGUGGUGCUGUUGGCGGUGGUCCCAUAACUCCUCCAACUAGCUCUGUUAACUCCUAAAUGCAAUCGCAAGUUUUCUUGUCGCCGCAAUUCGUAUGCAAUUGGCCUGAACCACAGCCCAGUUGGAUGUAAUGUCUUAAAAUCCGCUUUAACCUAAAUGAAAUAUACAUAAUAUAUACUUAAA
This is a messenger RNA of Scaptodrosophila lebanonensis, 3571 nucleotides long. It is a transcript of the gene Khc, whose product is annotated as kinesin heavy chain. The record is from RefSeq and is a predicted model, not a curated record. The transcript has 4 exons. Gene Ontology annotation, molecular function: microtubule binding; microtubule motor activity; ATP binding. Gene Ontology annotation, biological process: mitotic spindle organization; microtubule-based movement. NCBI's taxonomy places the organism in Eukaryota, Metazoa, Arthropoda, Insecta, Diptera, Drosophilidae. The coding region runs from base 517 to 3447 and encodes 976 amino acids.